Epinephelus moara (kelp grouper) is the source of this 2923-nucleotide messenger RNA. RefSeq names its product Src homology 2 domain containing E (gene she). Bases 456 to 1961 code for a protein of 501 amino acids. The transcript has 6 exons. Lineage: Eukaryota; Metazoa; Chordata; Actinopteri; Perciformes; Serranidae. The record is from RefSeq and is a predicted model, not a curated record. Gene Ontology annotation, molecular function: phosphotyrosine residue binding.
CACCUCGACAGACUGCACGCAUCAUCUCACGCUCCGGGAAUGGGAUCUUUAUUGAGUUCAAAGAAAAACUUCGAGUUCUUUCGAAUUUACGCUUUGCAGAGGCUACUUUUCAAACUGCAGGGAUAGUUGUUACUGCAGGUGCAGGGUGACAGCAACGAAAAGCCACUGGCCAAUGACUUCCAAGACGCGCGAGAAGUUGUCAGGGAGUUUCAGACGCCAGGAAUCAGUUUAGCACCUCGAGGUAAGGUGUCUUAAUUUGAUAACGAAGAGAUUCUAGUGAUCAAGGACCGUAGUUACUUCAACCGAGGCGUGCGUAAAAUAUGUGUGCGUAAAGUUGGAGCUGUUGCGCACGGUUUAAAUUUGGCUUUAGUGUGGGCAGCUAAUACAAGAAGGCGUACAAAACAACAGGUUUAUUAAUUUUUAUAUAUGUGAAAAGUGUUAAUACCUUGACAGCCAUGGCAAAGUGGUUCAGAGAUUUCCCCAUCAACCUUAAGAACGGAAAUGAAAGGGUCCGCUCGGCCUCAGAAUCUGGUCCACAAACUCGACCCAAACCCUCGUUCUCUCGCGACAGUCUGAAAGGGAAUCAGCGCAAAGACGGCGGAGUGGGGGGUUUACUGGCAGGGAGAAACAGGAAAAAUUCGGCUACAGAAUUGGGUCGUAACAACGCUGGUUCUGGUGGGACCGUCUGGGAUAGUCUCACGACUGGAAAAGGUCGCAAGAACUCCAAAGUCGAGGCUGGGGCGUCAGAUGAGAACCGCCAGGUCAGGACCACAAGUUUGGCGCAAGCAUACAUCAGCAGGAUGAUCAAGGUGGACAAACAAGACAAGACCCCCAAACUCAACGGGAUAAGUGAGCAGAAGCAGCCCGAGAACGAAAAGGGAAGAUCUGACAUUAAAACAACGCUGAUAAUCCUGGAGGACUACGCCGAUCCUUUUGAUGCAGAGAAAACCAAAGAGCAGAGGGAGGCUGAGAGAGCAGGGGUGAAUGAUGGGUACAUGGAGCCCUACGAUGCCCAGGUCAUCAUCACAGAGGUUCGUAGACGGGGCUCCAAAGACCUCCUGAAAGUGUGUGUUCUGCUGGACCGAGGCAAGAGAGAGGGGAAGGAUGAAGAGGGAAAACCUGCGCCCCCAAACAUCUACGACACACCGUACGAGGGCGGGCUGGAGGGUGACAGUGGGGGGGUGUGGAUCCCUGUCACGAGGCCAGAGUCCGACGUCCGUCCCGCUGGAGAGUACGAACUGCCCUGGGAGUGGAGAAAGGAGGACAUUGUUAGAGCGCUGUCAGCUCAGUUCGAGGCAGUGGAUUGUUCUCCCACUAAAGAGAACGGCUCAACCUCCACCCGCCAACAGCAGCAGCAGCCGCAGCAGCAGCAGCCACAGCAGACCCUGAGGCAGAAGAACUGGAACCAUAAAAUACUUGUACCAUCCUCUCCAUCCUCCUCCUCUUCUCCCUCCUUCCCCUCCUCUCCUAUUCUCAAACUCUCCCCGCUCACGCCCCCAUCCCCGUCUUUCCCCACCCUGAAACUCUCCCCCCUCUCACCCUCUUCUAGUCCCAACAAACUUUCCCCUCCAUCUCCUACCUCCCCCAGCGCCCCACUGGAUGGGGAGGCAGCCAAAGUGGACCCCAGCCUGCCCCUGGAGAAGCAGAGCUGGUACCACGGCAGUGUGAGUCGGCAACAGGCUGAGGCUCAGCUGCAGCGCUGCAGGGAAGCCAGCUUCCUGGUGAGGGACAGCGAAUCAGGAACCAGCAAGUACUCCAUCGCUCUGAAGACCAGUCAGAGUUGUGUGCACAUCAUCGUGGCCCAGACGAAGAGCGUUAAGGGUCUGGGCUUCACACUGGACCAGAGCAGCUGCGUCUUUGCCAGUAUCCCUGAGCUGGUCCACCAUUACUGCACACACAGACUGCCUUUCACUGGAGCAGAGCACAUGACCCUGCAGCACCCUGUGCCCAGGCCACACUGAACAUGCACAAAGGAUGAGCAAACACUGGGACAUGAGUACACGUGCACAGAGACAUGCACACAGACACACAUAUUAACUUGUAAUACAUGUGUACACACACAUACUCAAAGAUAUGCUGCUUUGGAUCGUCUUGUGUACUACUCUGUCAAGUUUAUACUGUAUGUUUGUAUCUCUUCCAUGCGCCCCCUAGUGGUCGUAGUAAUGCAUUACAAUAACCAUUGAUCACAUUGUUGUAGUGGUCAUUGUUUCCAAUCUAAAAACUCUACUGAAUGUAUUUAAAGUUACAGGAAAACUUCCACAGCCUUGUGUAGUUGUCCCAUUGUCGUGCCCAUUGGCCUUACAGAUGAUACUCAGUACCACAGAAACCAAAUUGAUUUCUCUAAUACCUGAAACAAUGCACAUGAAGCCGUGCACUUACUGUAAACAAUCGGAUAUUUGAAGUAAGCGGAGAACUUUGUGAUCUCUCCUUACACAAAGGUGCUGGCAUCAUCAAUUAUCGCCAUGCCAUCCAGUUAGGCUUGGACCGUGAGAUCGAUACACCUGAUUGGAGUAUAUCCAUUCAUCCAUCUGACAUGUCAAUCAGCCUAUUGAUUAUCCUGAAAAUCAGGCUCAUUUGCCAGCCACUCUGUCUGUCAAGAGAAAGAGCUUUAUUGAUUAGACGAUUAGGACUAGUGUAGUGGGAGGGGUCUCGUAACAUUACAGUGCCCAGUCAGCGAAAUUGUUUGAGUGUGAGUGCAAAAUAAAUAUGUGAAUAUUGUGUCCAUGUACGUGCAUCGGCUGUAAUCUAGGUAUGAGGUCGUGAUUAAAAAGCUACUGUAUUGUGAGUGAAAAAUGUACCUUUAAAUGUACUUAUGCAUAAAUGAUGUAUGUGUGAAGUUUUUUUUUUUAAUCAAUCGCACAAAGAUGUGGGUUGUAUAUUAUUGUUGUAAGACUUCUAUUCAGUAAAUAAAAUAAAAAUUCAU